Cladophialophora immunda is the source of this 675-nucleotide messenger RNA. RefSeq lists its product as uncharacterized. Lineage: Eukaryota; Fungi; Ascomycota; Eurotiomycetes; Chaetothyriales; Herpotrichiellaceae. The record is from RefSeq and is a predicted model, not a curated record. The transcript has 4 exons. The coding region runs from base 256 to 621 and encodes 121 amino acids.
GGAAUCUUGCUUCUCACAUUUUGUUAGCGCUCUAAAUGGAUACCGGUGACGAGUCGGACAAGACACGUAGAGGGAGUGAAACGAAGCCCUCGUCAUUAUGCUGAACGAGUUAUUGAUUGACACUGUGCUUAAGGAAUGCGACUCUCUUGCUUUGUUGGAUCUCGAGUCACAAAGCUUUUCCCUUUGACCUACCUUACAUCCUUGCUCCCUUGUUGUCUGGUACGUACCCUCAGACGUCAACCCCAAUAGUUGAACAUGUCACAGACUCAAACAGCCGAAGCCCAAGAUUCAGCCGCCUGGGGAGCCAAAGAAGACGCAUCAGAUGCUGAGCCGUCCCCACUCCCUCAAGGUGGCCGCAAAGCCCCCAAGCUCCAGCAAGCCAUGCAAAAAAGGCCGGCAAGUGACACCACCCAGUCUAUCGGCGCAGAAGACGAUGUUAUAGCUCCCCCAGCCAGUAGAGGGAGAAGAAUCGUCCCGGUGCAUCAAUCUCGAAUCCAGGAUCGACCGGCGAAAGUGGGCGAGAAGGACAGCAGUCUGAAGAUCAAGAUUGAACUGGAUCUGGAAGUUGAGGUUGAGAUCUACGCAAGAGUCAAAGGAGACGUGACCAUCGGAUUAUUGUGAGACCACCGCAGAAGCAUAAAAUUGCCUUGCGUUAUCCGAGUUAUGUGUAUCGGC